This is a messenger RNA of Pungitius pungitius (ninespine stickleback), 630 nucleotides long. Its product is annotated as olfactory receptor 6E1-like. Bases 1 to 630 code for a protein of 209 amino acids. Gene Ontology annotation, biological process: G protein-coupled receptor signaling pathway; detection of chemical stimulus involved in sensory perception of smell. Lineage: Eukaryota; Metazoa; Chordata; Actinopteri; Perciformes; Gasterosteidae. Gene Ontology annotation, molecular function: odorant binding; olfactory receptor activity; G protein-coupled receptor activity. Gene Ontology annotation, cellular component: membrane. The record is from RefSeq and is a predicted model, not a curated record. The transcript has 3 exons.
AUGAUCAACUCAACAAAGGUUUCUUAUUUCAUCCUUUCUGCCUACGUGGACACCGGGCUGUUGAAAUACUUGUGGUUCAUGGUCAUCAUGUCUUUGUAUGUGUUGAUAGUUUGCUCCAACCUGCUGCUCAUUGUGGUUAUCUGCAUGAACAGAAGCUUACAUGAACCCAUGUACCUUUUCCUCUGCAGCCUGUUUGUAAAUGAGCUGUUUGGUAGUACAGGGCUGUUUCCAUUCCUCCUGGUUCAGAUCCUCUCAGACAUUCACACGGUUUCUUAUUCAUCUUGCUACCUGCAGAUUUUCUGUUUGUUUUUUUAUGCCUGUCUGGAAUUUUUCAAUUUAGCUAUCAUGUCUUACGACAGAUAUCUUGCUAUCUGUUAUCCUCUACACUAUAACACAUGUAUGACAUGUAUACAUUUGUUCUUCUCUCUGUUAUCUGGUCCUAUCAGCUCUUUACAACUGUGUGGGAACAUCAUUAACAAAGUCUACUGUGACAACUACCCCAUAAACAAACUGGCCUGCUCUGAUACAACAGCCAGCAACAUCUAUGGCCUCUUUGCUACCUUCCUCUGCAACCCGAACCUCUACAGCUACGACCCAUGUCACAUCAAUUACUCCCUGCACUACAGCUAG